CUACAAUCGUCUUCCAGAGUCUCACAAGCCCAACACUCAUUGCGUUUUCUGUUUUUUUCCCAACCACCACCACCAAAAGGACCAGGAAUUUGCUUUUCUUUCAAUUUUCUUGUACACACACACUCCUUUGCUGAACUCAGAGACCAGACCAAGUCAUUCCUUGACGGAACCAAACCCCCCACUAUUUUCUCGUCCUUCCUUUUGCGCACUCUUUCACUUGCUGCACCAAACCUGACCCACGCGUCAAGUCAACAUAUCCGAUAUCCAGCGUCAUUCGAGUUACUCUCACAAGAUCAAAAACACCUAGAAUUCCUUCGAAUACACACGCUAGACGUCUCGAAGAGAAGGAAAGAAAAGAGCAAGGAAACACCACAGAUUUAAUACCACCAUCACAUCCAAACCCCCCCUCAAAACAAAAUGAAGGCCACACUCGUCCUACCGACAGUUCUGGCCCUCUUCGGCACCCGCGGCCUGGCAGCCACGCCUCCAGGUUGUCUCCUCGGUGCCGUCAACACUCAAGACAACCCGACAGACCUCUCUUCCAUCUGCGGUGACGAAGCCACAAAAGUCCAAUCCGCCAUCAACAGCUUGUGCAGUGGCUCCUCCAACAAAUCCGCGGCUCAAUCUGCCUUCAUCGCAACAUGCUCGUCGGCAGGUUCCAGCGUUGCCCCCUUCACGGCCACUGCAACUACUACCAAAGGCCCCUCUUCAUCUUCCGGUACCUUUGUCUACACCACCGUCGUAUCCGGCAGUACGAUCGUCACAACUGGCAACUCGGCCCCGACAGGCUCAUCGGCAACUGCUACAGGCGGUUCGGCAUCCUCGACGAAUGCAGAAGGCGCUUCGGCCACGGGCAACGCGGCGUCUGAUCCGCGUCAAGUAGGAAGCUUUGCGGCGGCGGUCAUUGCCAUUGCAGGUGUAGUGGCGGUCCUGUAAAAAUAAAACAGACCAGACAAAUUCCCAGUUUUAGUCUAUUCUAGCGCGCGGCGGAGGAGUAAGAUACCCAUGCUUCCAGCAUUCUUGAAAACUUUUUGGCGUGGCAGUUGGCCGCCCAAAAAGACCGCAUAUGUACAAAUGCAAUUCUUCAAUGAAACAUCCGCAGACUGCUC
Messenger RNA from Exophiala oligosperma, 1109 nucleotides. RefSeq lists its product as uncharacterized. The coding region runs from base 418 to 936 and encodes 172 amino acids. The record is from RefSeq and is a predicted model, not a curated record. Lineage: Eukaryota; Fungi; Ascomycota; Eurotiomycetes; Chaetothyriales; Herpotrichiellaceae. The transcript has 2 exons.